This is a messenger RNA of Bacidia gigantensis, 1053 nucleotides long. RefSeq lists its product as uncharacterized. The record is from RefSeq and is a predicted model, not a curated record. Bases 1 to 1053 code for a protein of 350 amino acids. The transcript has 5 exons. NCBI's taxonomy places the organism in Eukaryota, Fungi, Ascomycota, Lecanoromycetes, Lecanorales, Ramalinaceae.
AUGACGACCCACGAAAUAGAGAAGCAUCCCCAAUAUGACGACUAUGACUACCCCACCACAGCUCCUACUGUCCAAAGUGGGCACCCAGGACACACGACGAAAGAGCAAGAUGCAGCAAUCUUCUCGCUGCGAACUCAGCUUGAGCAAGCUGGCUAUAAGGAGCGCCUCGACACGCUGACGAUGCUACGAUUCCUGAGGGCGAGGAAGUUCGAUGUCGCGGCCGCGAAGAAGAUGUUCGAGGACUGCGAAAAAUGGAGAAAGGAGUUCGGUGUCGACGAUCUCGUCCGCAACUUCGAAUACACGGAGAAGUCCAAAGUCUUCGAAUACUACCCCCAGUACUACCACAAAACAGACAAGGCAAGUCAUUUUGAUAGUGCAAUACUAAGAUUACUCGCCCUAGUUGACGGCCGACCAGUCUACAUAGAGCACCUGGGCAAAAUUGACCUCCCAGCCAUAAACAAAAUCACUACAGACAAACGAAUGUUGCAAAACCUUGUUGUUGAAUAUGAGAAGCUAGCAGAUCCCCGCCUGCCCGCUUGCUCCAGAAAGUCAGGCCAAUUACUGGAGACGUGCUGUACGGUUCUAGAUCUUAAAGGGGUGGGCGUCACCAGGGUACCCUCAGUGUAUGGAUAUCUCAGGCAAACGUCUGCAGUGUCGCAAAACUAUUAUCCUGAGAGGCUAGGACAUAUGUAUUUGAUCAAUGCGCCAUGGGGAUUCGCAUCUGUCUUUAGUGUGGUAAAAGGCUUCUUGGAUCCGGUGACGGUGCAGAAGAUUCAUGUGCUAGGUAGCGGGUACCAGUCGGAGCUGCUGAAGCAGGUCUCGAAGGAGAAUCUGCCGGAAGUACUUGGUGGGACAUGUCCUUGGCAAGAGCCCGAAUGGAUGAAGCCGCCGAAAUGGGCCCAAGAUGGAGCAGCACAACCGAAGGCUGAGGAGACCAAGCCGACGGAGGCAGCCAAGCCAACAGAGGUGUCCACGGCACCAGCCCCACAACACGGUCUCACUGGAGGUGCAGAAGCAGGCGCGGGCGCUGGACAAGCACCAAUGGGCGCAUAG